AUGGUGCCAAGUACGGAUUCUCAGUCGUGCAUCAAGGUGAUUGAGGCCAUCCCUGGGAUCCAGGAGGUUGAUUACAAUAACGCUGGCAAGGUCGCCGACUUGUGCAUGCAUUUUGCUGCCAAUAAGACAACGGAGGCCAAGGGAGCUGCUGACACCUUGCUUGCUGCAGCAAAGGGCAAGCCUUCCAGUUGCCUCAAGGCCUGCGCCACCAACAUCAAGUCAAUGGCCGAGGUGUUGGUCAAUCUCCCUGCUGGGCAGGACGACAUGAACGCCUAUCUCACCUUUAAGGAUGUCAGAGCCAAGUUCAAAGACGAGAAACCACCAGCCUGCGAGAAGGACUGCUGGAACAAGACGUCAUCGUCUUCAGCUGACGAGACCGGCAUCGUGGACAAGUUCCAUGAUAUCUGGAAUGUGGCCAAAGUUGGGAAUAUGCAGAUUAAUUAUAUCUUCCCUUGGCCAGACAGCGACGACGACGAUAACAUCCUUUAA
Messenger RNA from Miscanthus lutarioriparius, 489 nucleotides. Lineage: Eukaryota; Viridiplantae; Streptophyta; Magnoliopsida; Poales; Poaceae. The record is from the annotation of a GenBank genome assembly.